Molecule: messenger RNA, 852 nt
Organism: Fusarium falciforme
Lineage: Eukaryota; Fungi; Ascomycota; Sordariomycetes; Hypocreales; Nectriaceae
Exons: 1
Coding region: 1-852 (283 amino acids)
Cellular component (GO): cytoplasm
Molecular function (GO): phosphatase activity
Source: RefSeq, a predicted model, not a curated record
AUGAUUCUACCAACCCAAUUGCAUCCUCUCUUCACCAUGUCAAGUCAAGUCACCCUCCAUUGCGUCCGCCACGCCCAGGGUUAUCACAACCUUGGAGCUGAAUUCUUCAACUUGAAGGACCCCGCUCUGACACCUCUUGGCGAGGAGCAGUGCGCCAAGCUCCGACACGAUCAGUUUCGGGAUCAAUCCAAGAUAAGGCUUGUCGCAUCUUCUCCUCUGGUCCGAGCCAUCCACACAGCAUGUCUCGUCUUUCAGCCUACCCUUGAGACACAAACUCUUCUCGCCAUUCCAGAGGCACAGGAGAUUUUUGACUAUGGGAGUGAUACUGGAAAAGAACCCGAGUUUCUAAAGGAGACAACGGAUAAGCAUGGAUGGCCUGUGGAUCUCAGCCUGGUUGGUCGUGGUUGGAACAACAAAGACCUCGAUGGACCAAACAGUCCCGUCAGUCCUGCCUGCGCAGCCCGCGCCCGCACAGUUCGAAGGAUACUCCGGGAAAAAGCCAAAGAACUAAGCAAAGAUACGGACGAAGAGAUUCACAUUGCCCUCGUAGCUCACGGAAGCUUCAUGCACUACCUGACCAACGAGUGGGAGAACAGCACACGCGGCUGUGGCACGGCCUGGAGAAAUUGUGAGGCGAGAGCCUACAACUUCAAGGAUUUUGACGAUGAUGGGGCUUGGCUCGUUGAGACUGCUGAGAGUAGGGAGAGGAGAGGUGUCGAAGGACCUCCUGCGUCGUUGGAGAGGCAAAAGGAGUUGUAUGAGGAGACUAUGGAUGGGUGGGUUGGGCAGGGGUUGCCAGAUUUGAGAUCCGUUGCUACUGCGUCGGCCAAGGAGCCUCGGUCGAAACUGUGA